Molecule: messenger RNA, 1703 nt
Organism: Amoebophrya sp. A25
Lineage: Eukaryota; Dinophyceae; Syndiniales; Amoebophryaceae
Source: the annotation of a GenBank genome assembly
AGGUGGUUACAUCACAGCGACAGGGGAGAUGGAGUUUGUUCUUAUAAUAGAGCAGCGACAGAGUGUAUUGUUCGUACUUAACCCUACUGAUAUCUUUCGCGUUCUUGCUGCAAGAGAGAGUAAGAGUAGAAGCAGCUACAUCUAUUAGAGAUAUUAGAGUAAAAUUGUUGUAGCAUCAGCAUAGUUCUUGAGAAGAUCAACAAACGAAUAAAAUGCCGCAGCCAAAGGAGAGCGACUGCGCUUGGCCGUAUCCUGUUGGGACCGCUGGUAAGGCGUGGACUGAUAAACAGAAGUUAGAGUGGGAAUCACGCUGGUCGCCGCAACGUUCUUACAAGGAAGAAGUACUGGGUAAGCUGGAUAAGUUCAAGAAAUCUGUCCCUAACUUCGACGAACUCUUUGAGGUGGUCAAGUACGGGUUUUUGUCCGUGAAUCCAAAGCGCUACCCAUUAAUGGCUGUGAAACCUCGAGCAGGAACUUUUUGUAAGACGAAGAAGACGGUGCUUUUCACUGGUGGAGUCCACGGCUACGAGACGAGCGGGGUGCAAGGCGCUCUUCUGUUCCUGGAGAAACAUGCAGUUGAAUACUCGAAGAGAUUUAACAUCAUCUGCGCGCCGUGUGUCAGUCCUUGGGGCUACGAGCAUAUUCAACGGUGGACCUGGAAAGCGGUCGAUCCGAAUAGGUCUUUCUCGAGAACAGACCAGACAGUCCAGACCGAGGAAAGCGUGGCUUUAAUGAAGUUUAUUGACGAUAUUGUAGGACCAUCACAACAAGAUGAUGAGCCUCCAAGGAGCCCUGGUACUAGUAGUAAAAAGAUGAAAAGUUCUUGUCCAAGCUCGCCGACAAGUACUAGAAGUUGUAAAAAGGUGGAUACUUGUUCGACGGGAGCUGCAGCUCGUAGCAUGAUUCCUAUCGACCUCCACAUCGACCUGCACGAAACCACUGACACGGAUGCAACGGAGUUUAGACCCGCCAAAGCGGCAAGAGAUGGCAACGCUUUCGUUUUUGAGCGAGAUGGACAGAUACCUUACGGCUUUUAUCUCGUGAUGGAUAGCGUCUACUGUGCGGGUCGCGAUGUCACAAAUCCAGGUAAAAUCCCAUCUGGGAAAAAGCUCACCGAAGGAGAACGGAUCGCGGCAGGUCUAUCUUCAUCUAGUACUGAUGGUGCUGACUUGCAAAUAAAGGCUGUUGUUCCGAAGGACCAUCCUCUGCAGAAGAAGUUUUACAUGUCAAUGUUGAAGGAAGUCAAAAAGAUCACACAUGUGUGUACGGACGAUGCCAUCCUAGGGUUUGCCUGCGUGGAGGAAGGUGGCGCAGUGCCGAUUCCGGUUAAGAGUUUGAACUUGUGUCAAGCUCUGACCGACGCACCGUAUACGACGACUACAGAGGUGUAUCCAGACGCAGAAGGAGUAACCGGUGAGAUCUGCAACAAAGCGCAAGUUGCCUGUAUUGUAGGAGCACUUGAAUUUCUUACGAAGUUGGGUGGGGAAGGAAAUCCACCAGCUAGUCCAAAGGCGGGCUCUUCACCGAUGAAGUCAAACAGUCCGAAGCGAAGAAAGAUUGAGUAAUCAAUAUCAGUGACUGAAAAUUCAUAAUUGUUCUGGUUCUAGAAUUUGAAAUUCGGAAUUGUCUCCAUUUGUUGCAGAGGACAAUAAAUGCAGGACAGCAAACAAAUGAAGAGGAAAAUGAGACGAGGUGGUCGGAGC